This is a messenger RNA of Glossina fuscipes, 3075 nucleotides long. It is a transcript of the gene Rat1, whose product is annotated as 5'-3' exoribonuclease 2 homolog. Gene Ontology annotation, biological process: nuclear-transcribed mRNA catabolic process. Gene Ontology annotation, molecular function: 5'-3' RNA exonuclease activity; RNA binding. The coding region runs from base 103 to 2967 and encodes 954 amino acids. The record is from RefSeq and is a predicted model, not a curated record. Gene Ontology annotation, cellular component: nucleus. NCBI's taxonomy places the organism in Eukaryota, Metazoa, Arthropoda, Insecta, Diptera, Glossinidae. The transcript has a single exon.
AGAAGAAUUGACAUAAAACACUUUGUUCUGAGGAAUUACGUAGACAUUAAAAAGUAGAAAACUUGUAAUUAAACCAAGAUUUAAAAUCUUUUAAUUUCCGAUAUGGGAGUGCCAGCAUUUUUUCGUUGGCUUAGUCGCAAAUAUCCUAGUGUGAUAAUUGAGUGUGUGGAAAAUAAGCAAGUCGAUCCAGAUACGGGCAAAAAUAUAUAUGAUGAUGGAAAUUCACCUAAUCCAAAUGGUAUUGAAUUUGAUAAUUUAUAUCUGGAUAUGAAUGGUAUUAUACACCCAUGCACACAUCCAGAAGAUAAGCCCGCUCCCAAAAAUGAGGAUGAAAUGAUGAUAGCCAUUUUUGAUUGUAUUGAUCGUCUUAUGAAUAUUGUGAGACCUAGGAAAUUAUUAUAUAUGGCAAUUGAUGGUGUGGCUCCGCGAGCCAAAAUGAAUCAACAACGCUCAAGAAGAUUUAGGGCAGCCAAAGAAGCAGUAGAAAAGCGUUUGGAGAUCGAGCGAAUUCGAAGCGAACUACUGACUAAAGGAUUCGUAUUACCUCCUGCAAAAGAAAAAGGUGAGCAUUUCGAUUCCAAUUGCAUUACACCAGGUACGCCGUUUAUGGAACGGUUAAGUCAAUGCUUGCAUUAUUAUAUUCACGAUCGUCUGAACAAUAAUCCCGCCUGGAAAGAUCUUAAAGUUAUUCUCUCUGACGCCAACGUUCCAGGCGAGGGUGAGCAUAAGAUAAUGGAUUUUAUAAGGAAACAGCGCUCUCAGCCCGACCAUGAUGCUAACACUCAACAUGUAUUAUGCGGAGCGGACGCUGAUUUAAUUAUGUUGGGCUUAGCGACACAUGAGCCUAAUUUUACCAUAAUACGUGAAGAGUUUUUGCCCAAUAAACCGAAACCUUGCGAUAUUUGCAGCCAAUUCGGUCAUGAAAUGGACAAAUGCGUUGGUCUGAACGCAAUCGGUGUAUCAAAUGCAGAUUUCAAACCGGACGUGCCAAUAGGAGCGGAAGUAAAGUUUAUUUUUGUACGUUUGAGUGUAUUGAGGGAGUACCUGAAGAAGACUUUGGAUAUGCCCAACUUGCCCUUCAAAUAUGAGUUUGAACGUGUCUUAGACGAUUGGGUUUUCAUGUGUUUUUUUGUGGGUAAUGAUUUUUUGCCUCACUUACCCAGUCUUGAAAUACGUGAAGGUGCAGUGGAUCGUUUAGUUGAACUAUAUAAAAAGUGUGUCUACCGUACUGGUGGUUACUUAACUGAUUCAGGAGAAGUUAAGUUGGAGCGAGUGCAAUUGAUUCUAAGCGAUUUAGGUCAAGUGGAAGAUCAUAUUUUUAAAGAGCGCCAACGGAGGGAACAGCAGUUCAAGGCACGUGAAAAAUCGAAACGAUUGCGCGAUGACCGUUAUAAUGCUAACGUUAUGGAGCAAUCUGGGGCCUUUAAGCUAACUCCCUUAGGGAAGGGCAACAAUCCAUUGCCACUAAUUGAUAAUUAUAAAGAACAAGCCUCAAGUUUAAGAAAUUCGCAACAAACCAACACGCCACAGCAAGAACACCAUGGGACGAAAAGGACGGCAUCGCAAGCUAGUUUUAAUAAUGAUGAUGAAGAAGAAGAGGAACCUAAUGAUGAGGUGCGUUUGUGGGAAGAUGGUUUUAAAGACCGAUAUUAUGAGUCCAAAUUUGAUGUAAAUAAAGAAAAUUUGGAUUUUCGCUAUUCUGUUGCCCUGCAAUAUGUGCGCGGCUUGUGUUGGGUUUUAAAGUACUAUUAUCAAGGGUGCGCUUCAUGGAAUUGGUACUUCCCAUAUCAUUACGCUCCAUUUGCUUCAGACUUUGUAAAUAUUUCCGGCUUAUCAACACAAUUUGAAAGGGGCUCGAAGCCUUUUAAUCCUUUGGAGCAAUUGAUGGGCGUUUUCCCAGCGGCAAGCAGUUCCCAUGUACCCGAACCCUGGGCCAAACUAAUGUCUGACCCGAAUUCGGACAUAAUAGAUUUUUAUCCGGAAGAUUUCAAAAUUGACUUGAAUGGUAAAAAAUUUGCGUGGCAAGGCGUUGCUUUACUGCCGUUUGUAGACGAGAAAAGACUUUUUAAAGCUUUGAAACCGUAUUACAACCUAUUAACAGAAGCGGAAAUCAAGCGGAACAAACAGGGCGAUUGCCGUUUGUAUGCGGCAAGGGGAAAUUCUAAAUAUAAAUUUUUAAGCUUGCAAUAUAGGAACAAAGUGUUUGACACGACGCCUGAAGUCCUCAUUGUAGUUGAUGGAAUGCGUGGAAAUAUAUUGAAAUCGGAAGAGAAUGUGUCACAAAAAGGUACAUUGCCGUCGCCCAUCAUUAAUUUGCACGACAUAACUGAUAACUAUGUUGUGACAGUGUGUUUUCGGGACCCUACUUAUGGUGAAGACUUUAUAUUCCCCGCUAUUAGACUGCCAAAAGCAAUCGAUCCGCCAAACAUUUUGGCUCCAGAAUCGAAAGAUGCUAAUUAUCGCCCUAAGAUUGGCUUUAAUCACAAUUUACCACAGGCCUACGUAAGUCAAGGUGGGCACAGACUGCUUAACAACAGUCUAGGCGGCGAAUACAGAAAUGAGGGGAACGAAGAACGCCAAAAUUACAGCAAUUAUCGACAACAAAACUACCAAUUUCAAGGACAACAAACAAGUCAUUAUCAAGGACAACAAACAAAUCAACAUCAAGGACAGCAAACAAAUCAAUUUUUUAAUAAGAGCACUGGAACGUGGCGCAGCGGUAAUGUUGGAAAUUACGAACGCCCUAAUUAUGGAGGUGGUCAUUACGGUCAUAAACAGCAAAAUUCAUAUCAAAAUAAUUACAACAAUAACAACAACACCGGUGGCAGCGCUACUGGUAGCAGAUAUCAACCUUUUAAUCGACAGCAACAGCACCAGCAGAAGCAACAACAACAAUCAAAUUAUUUUCGCAAUAAUUCGAACAAUCCAGCAAAUAACCGUUAUAAUAACAACUACAGAAGAUAUUGAUCUGUAAAGAACUAAGCAAACGUAGAUUUCCUGUACUUUUUCGAUCGGCGAAAAGAAUGCAAUAUAUUCAUUAUUAAUUUUGUAUUUUCGUGUACAAUAUAUUAUCAA